AUGCUCGUGCGUGGUGGGUGCUCCUUGGCGAUGAAUAGGAAUCUCAUUGAAUCCGUUGUGAUAGUGUUCUUGGCUUCGAUGAUUAAUUCAAUCCCGUUCCGGUGGUCCUCCGGUGUGACGUACAGGCGCCGAAUGGAUGAAGACAACCUUCACGCGACGCUGGGCAAGAGAUCUUGUCAUCAAGAACUUAUUUGUCCCGAAUAG
Molecule: messenger RNA, 204 nt
Organism: Echinococcus granulosus
Lineage: Eukaryota; Metazoa; Platyhelminthes; Cestoda; Cyclophyllidea; Taeniidae
Exons: 3
Coding region: 1-204 (67 amino acids)
Source: RefSeq, a predicted model, not a curated record